Molecule: messenger RNA, 3538 nt
Organism: Chara braunii
Lineage: Eukaryota; Viridiplantae; Streptophyta; Charophyceae; Charales; Characeae
Source: the annotation of a GenBank genome assembly
GCCGGCUGUGAGGGAGGCGGGCCAGGUGUACGAGCAAGGGCUCGGUUAUGUUCCCUUCUCUUUCCUCUCAGCAGGGCGAGUGACGUGGCCUAUCAUCCGGGAGGGCAUUGGGAGCGUGGGAGAGAAAUACAACGCCAUGGCUUUCUCCUGUUUUGCCGUCAGGUCGGCGUUGGCGAUAUCCUUGCUCGUGGUUCUCGGACUGGCGCUUCGCGCGGGGAAAGCUUGUGGAUGGAACAGUGUUCGACUCCAGCUUGACUAGAGGGGAUCCUAUCUCUUUCACACUUGGAAAGGGUCAAGUCAUCAAGGGCUGGGACCGAGGGAUUGCUGGUAUGUGUCUUGGGGAGAAGCGGAAGUUGAAGAUUCCUGCCAGUCUAGGCUAUGGAGAGCAUGGAUCACCUCCAACCAUUCCUGGUGGAGCUACCCUGAUCUUUGAGACUGAGCUUAUGUCUGUGAAUGGGGUGAAAGUGACGGAGUCAGAUAGACAGGAGCUGUGAUUCAGCAAAGCUUGCACCUCUGUCCAGGAGAACCACCCACCUAUAACAGGAGGCAGAGGCAGAGGUGGAACGGAUUUUUAUGUGCCAGCGCAGAGGAGAAGGUAGUCUCUUCUUCGCAUUUUCAAGUGGCAGCAUUUGUAACAAUGCAAGAAUAUGUGUUGAAUAGCAUCAAGAGCACUGAAGUGGAAACGCCAAUGGCAGCAAGACAAGCUAGGGAAUGCUUGGGAGAGGUGGAGGGAUUGGUAGCAAGGGAGGGAGAUAAGGUAACCAAGGAGGAGGAAAGAGAGAAAGACGAUAGGCAAGAAGACGGUCAGCACGGGUAUAGUAAUGGAAUCGACGUAGAGGAAAAGGAGCAGGAUGGCGACGACGACGGUGAUGAUGGCGGUGAGGGGAAUCGAGGGGAUGACAGUGAUGGCGGUGACGAGGAGGAGGAUGAGAGAAGUGUCGGGGAAGAAGCCCUAGAAACACACAAGGGUCAACAUGAAAGUAGUAAACGAGUUGAAGUAGAAGAAGAAGAGAAGCAGGAUGGCGACGAUGAUGACGAUGACGACGAUGAUGGCGAUGAUGACGGCGACGAGCUUGAGGAGGGUGAGAGAAGUGUCCGGGCACAAGCGAGAGAAAGACAGAUGUGUGUUGAAAGGCAUGUCGAGGGUGUGACCGGUGGUAGGACUGUGGCAGAUUAUGGGUGUAGAAAAACUGUGGAGGCUGUGGGGGACAAGCAUAUGCGUGCUAGCUUGUGGAGGCAUGGGCUGAUGAGGAUGACAUGUGGCAUGUCAGACAACGGACAUCUCGGUUCAGCAACAACGCAGUUUGCAUGUUGUUGCAGAUCUCGGAGUAGCAAUGCCGAGGCACAACGGAACUCCGCAGAGCGGCUUAACCGAGGGGCAAAGCCAGCAGAGGUCUAUGGCUUUGUGUCUUCGAUUGUGGUGGCAGUUGCCUAUGUUGUGUUUCUGGUGUGGGCCUACACGCCUGAGGAGUGGCUGCAUGCUAUAGGAGUGACCUAUUACCCAAGCAGGUACUGGGCGAUUGCAAUCCCGGCAUUCGUUCCGGUGGCAGUGGUUUUUGCGGUGAGUGUGUAUCUUAGCUUAUGCCUUAUUCACACACAGCCACCCGAUUCGGUGAACACAAUCUACGAUGACUAUGCAAUCUCUAGACAACAAGCGGCUGAAGAGCAGAAACUGGCAUUUGCAGAGGAGGAGACGGAGGAGGACACCGGCGAGGAGCUGCCUAUCCCGCCCGUCUGCGAUAUCCCGAUAAUUGAGGUGAAUGACAUUUUGUUUGGGACAAGGUCCCAGUUCCACAGCUGGGACUUUGUCCCAGAUAGGUACCAGCAGCAUUCCCUCCCUCCCAGAGGGAGGGACUGACCCAGGCUGGUACCACAGCUGGGACCUUGUCCCAGGCUGGUACCAUAGCUGGGACCUUGUCCCAGGCUGGUACCAGCAUCUGGUACUAGCAGCUGGGACUAUCUGGGAAGAGUGGAGCACUACUGGUACCAGGAGUGGGGAGGAGGAGGGCAACUUCUCUGUGGCAGUGGCCGACCUUGCCGGAAGAAGAAACCUCAGUCUGUCCGUUGUGCCAUGCCUGCCGCGGCUCCGUCAGGCCUCUGCUGUUCCUCUCAAGGGGUUUACCUUCUGUGGGCAUUCUGUGAGAAAGCACCUGUGGAUCGUGCACCUACUCGCCUAAGGAUUGUCUUGCCCUCAGUGUGCAGUGGACGGCCUUGGCGGAAGAAGAAACCUUGUUCUAUCCGGUGCGCCAUGCCUGGUGCGGCUCCGUCAGGCCUCUGCUGUUCCUCUCAAGGGGUUUACAUUCUGUGGGCAUUCUGCGAGAAAGCACCUGUGGUGGGAUCGUGCAGCCUACUCGUCUAAGGAUUGUCUUGCCGUCGUGUGCUAGAAGUGCCCGCGACGGACAAGGAAAAUGUGGCCUUCAGGCAGGUUUGUACUGCUUAUUGUUGAAGUCUUCGCAACGGAUGAGAGUGGCCGGUGGGCGGGUGGACUGUCGCUUGCACGUGACAGUAGGCAGCUUCCUUUCGUGGUGAUGUGAUCACACAAUGCAGCCUUUGGUUUUUCUGUUCUUAUUGAUCUCGCAUCGCUUUGACGUCAUUCGGUGACUCUCGUUGGAAGUCGUCUCAAACUUCUUCUGCACAGCUCCAUGUUUUGAACGCAGAUUUUUGCGCAGGCAUAUCCGAAAGGAAUGGAGGGAUCUUUGUCCUUUUCAGAUUUUUUGACGGGCGCCUGAAAAAGCACUGAAGUAUGGCAGGGGGCUUGUGAAGACGGGUUUGUCGAUGGCUUAUUGCCAGGGGUGGCCUGGCGUUUGGCUAUGCGAGAUUUUCGACGUGCAGUACAUAUUCUGUGCAAUGUUAUGUCUCGUUGUGUGAGUAUUGACGCCGCCCUUUCAUCCCCUCGCAUCUGAUUGGAUUCCCAUUUGUUCUUCGAGAUAUGUGGCCAUCCAUUCCCAGCCAGAGUUCUAGAUUGAGUGAAUCAGCACCUUGCCUCUGCGAGAUGAGGUUUGUCAUCAUCUUCCCUCUAGCUCUUGCAUUGUUGUAGUCAAUCUGAUGGUUAUCUUCUACCCUGCUCCCCCCCCCYCCCCCCYCSGGCCCUCCCCCCUCCCCCCUCCUCACUCCCAUACACCCGCCCUCAGGUAUUCAUCCGCCAAAGUUCGAUCACUGGGGGAUUAUAUCCUACCCUAAGAAAUCCUUCUUGUUGUGCUGUGGGAACUACACCAUCGUCCUCCAGGUCGUCACUGUGCAGGCAAAAACGAUCAGUUAUCGCGGACUCUGCUUUGUCGAACUGAACAUUUUCCACUCCCAAAGGAAUUAUUGAACCCAUUGCUGUACAUUGAAGCUCGGCAUUCAGGAAUAAGGUCUCAAGUUUCGGUAGAAGGCUCCCGCACUGGUGGUGCAAGCCAGCGUGAGCACCUCUUUGUGAAUCAGGUCAGCCUCCAUGGAUGGAAGACUAACGAACAUCUGGCCCCUUGCUAUAUACCCAUCCAAUGGACCAGUCGGGCAGACUGUCGUUGUUUUAUUCUGAAUGGUGCAAGGCCCACGA